AUGUCCCGGUGGCUUCAUGCUCCUUCAACGCCAAUCAGCGGAUCAGGGUGGCUGCCGAUUGGGCAAACAACGUUCACGGCUCGUGUGGCUCACUGCCUUGCCGGUGAUAUUCAUUCGACGGGCAUCGGGGAAUGGCAACGGGACGAUCGAACAUCGACCAAGCUCGUAGCUGUCUCCACAACCCAGCAACGCUGCGCCCAUCACGCAUACGCCCUUGCUAUCCUUACCAGUGCUAUUACAACUUAG
This is a messenger RNA of Aspergillus niger, 246 nucleotides long. RefSeq lists its product as uncharacterized. Bases 1 to 246 code for a protein of 81 amino acids. The record is from RefSeq and is a predicted model, not a curated record. NCBI's taxonomy places the organism in Eukaryota, Fungi, Ascomycota, Eurotiomycetes, Eurotiales, Aspergillaceae. The transcript is spliced from 2 exons.